Corvus hawaiiensis (hawaiian crow) is the source of this 437-nucleotide messenger RNA. Its product is annotated as C-type natriuretic peptide 2-like. NCBI's taxonomy places the organism in Eukaryota, Metazoa, Chordata, Aves, Passeriformes, Corvidae. Gene Ontology annotation, molecular function: hormone activity; hormone receptor binding. Gene Ontology annotation, cellular component: extracellular region. The record is from RefSeq and is a predicted model, not a curated record. The coding region runs from base 66 to 437 and encodes 123 amino acids. The transcript has 2 exons.
ACCACAUCCAACACGGAUGCUGCGAGUCCUGCCUUGCUUCCCGCCAGCCCUGGGCUAAGAAGAAGAUGCUGGGGCUUCAGUCGUGGCCUUGCUCAUUUUUCCUCUUCUUGGUUCUGCUCUCUGCCAGUGUUCAGACUGUGUCCUUACCAGGACAGAGGCUACAGAUGCUCCUUUCACGAUUGCUGCCCCUGGAGCCCGAGUCCACGCUGACCGAAGAGGACACAAAGGAGGGCUCCAGCUUUGGUCCUCAGCUGCUCUCCUCCACUCUCCCCUUCCUCCCAUCUGGGGCUAGAGCUGCCCGUCCAUCCCUCUGGCGCAAAAACCUUGCCAGUCGCAAGUGGGCACUGCCUGGAGAUUGGGCCUGGAAGGCCAUGCCCAGGGGUUGCUUUGGGCUGAAACUGGACCGAAUCGGGACCUUCAGUGGUUUGGGGUGUUAG